Molecule: messenger RNA, 1845 nt
Organism: Fonsecaea erecta
Lineage: Eukaryota; Fungi; Ascomycota; Eurotiomycetes; Chaetothyriales; Herpotrichiellaceae
Exons: 1
Coding region: 1-1845 (614 amino acids)
Biological process (GO): nucleotide catabolic process
Cellular component (GO): cytosol
Molecular function (GO): hydrolase activity
Source: RefSeq, a predicted model, not a curated record
AUGUUGCUCACUCCAUUACUUGUCCUCGCCACAUUCCUAGAGCCUUCUUCCUCGUGUGUCGACCACGAUUGGACAUCCCCGGUCCUGGGAGGCUACGUCGACCAUGGCUUGAUGAGAAGACAUGACCUCGCUAAACGCAUCCAGCCAGCUGCUCUUCCCACCCCGCCACAACAGAUCAAGGACUUGCAUUGGGGCCAGAUCAAUUUCCUUCACACGACAGACACCCAUGGCUGGCUCGCGGGCCAUUUGCUGGAUGACAAUUACAGCGCCGACUAUGGCGACUUUGCCGACUUUGUGCAGAAGAUGAAGGCCAAAGCGGAUGUGCUGGGUGUCGACCUCCUCCUCAUCGACUCGGGGGAUUUGCACGACGGCACCGGCUUUGGAGACGCCACAACACCCAAUGGAGAGCUCACGCUGCCCGUUUUCAAGAGACUCCCGUACGAUUUGUUGUCGAUUGGCAACCAUGAGCUUUAUACGACCCCGAUUGCCAAUGACACAUUCCACAACUUUGCUCCGAACUGGGGCGGCCGCUACAUCACCUCCAACGUCGAGUUCAAUCUCACUGGGACUCCCACCCCCUUUUCCAACCGCUAUGCCUAUUGGGAGACAAAGAUGGGCAUCCGCAUGAUGGCCUUUGCAUUUAUUUUCAAUUUCACCGGUAACAGUAAUGCAACGAUUGUGACUCCGGUCGGUGACGCGGUCAAACAAUCUUGGUUCCAGCAACAGGUCCAGAGGGCUGAUGUUGACAUGUUUCUGGUCGCAGGACACAUCACUCUUCGCGACUCCACGGAAUGGGGUCUGAUCUACGCGGCUAUCCGCCAACACCAUCCUACCACCCCGAUUCAGAUCUUUGGUGGUCAUCGACAUGUGCGUGACGCCGUGGUCUUUGAUGCGUCGGCGGUGGGCAUUGCUUCGGGAAGAUAUUGCGAGACGGUGGGGUGGGUGUCUGUCAAUGGCUUGCCCAGCCGUGUCACCAAAGCCAAAUCGCCUAUGGGAAAUGCUACCCGGAUCACCCAGAAACCCGCCAACUUCCCUGGGGUCAAGCCCAACCCAGAUUCCACCUUAUCCUACUCGAGACAAUAUCUGGACUUCAACCGGUACAGUUUUGAAUUUCACACCGGCACUAAUGAGCAGACGUUCAAUUCCAGCUUGGGUGUGACGAUCAGCAGGAACAUCACCGCCGAAGUGGACAGUCUCCCAGCAUUGACCAACAAGCUCGGCUGCUGCCCGAACAACUACUAUCUGGACCGGUUCCCCCUCAGCUCCAACCAGAGUUUGUUCAACUACCUUACGAAUGUCGUGUUUCCUGCCGUCGUGGUCGCUCCUAACCGAACCAACAUGCCACGCAUAAUCCUGACCAACACUGGUGGCUUCCGCUAUGAUCUACUGAAGGGGCCCUUUACGAUCGACAAUGCAUAUCAGACGAAUCCGUACACCAACUAUUGGCUAUACAUGACGGCCCCCUGGUCCUCAGCGAAGAACUUGCUCUCGAACAUGCAGACCGACAAAGUCUACAAACGCGACCCCGUUCCCGUCAACGCUACGACCUUGGUCAAAACAACAGGAUAUGUGACCAAGGACGAUCUCGGCACCGACGGGGACAAUAUCAUCCACAUCAACCAGGGCGUUGCCUCCACCCCCCACUACGUGCAAGCCAAUGUCAGUGUCGGAACCAACACGUCGGACACGACGUUGGUAGAUGUAUAUGUAACGAGUUUCUUCUCGGCCGCAGCAGCGAAGUACCUGAGUGGCAACACCACUGAUUGGGUCAGUGCGGAUGGAACUUUUUCGAGUUUUGACACAUUGCCUCGAAUGGCACAAUUACAUUGGAACAAGGAUUGUUGA